Salpingoeca rosetta is the source of this 506-nucleotide messenger RNA. RefSeq lists its product as uncharacterized. The record is from RefSeq and is a predicted model, not a curated record. Lineage: Eukaryota; Choanoflagellata; Craspedida; Salpingoecidae. Bases 12 to 506 code for a protein of 164 amino acids. Gene Ontology annotation, molecular function: ubiquitin protein ligase activity. Gene Ontology annotation, biological process: protein monoubiquitination; interstrand cross-link repair. Gene Ontology annotation, cellular component: Fanconi anaemia nuclear complex; nucleus. The transcript has 6 exons.
CAGCGGAAGAGAUGCUGCUUGUGGAACAGGAAGGACACAACAGGUACUCUGGUGUGCUUGAGACGUCGGCAGGACAGUUCUGGCUCACCCUGACAUGGCUUCCAACAAAGACAGAGCUGUAUCCAGAGUGGCGGCUGGAGGAGCUGCUGCGUGAUGCACAACGAGAAGUGGCGCGCAUUUUGAAGUCGAGCAGUGAGCCCGAACAAGUGUUUGCGCAGCUGGAAACACUCACAGAGCGCAUCGUGAGUUCGCGGGCGCUGAAUGAAGGGCCGUCCUCAGCCACGGUGCAGCAGUUGCUGACGGAGCUGCAGGCCAUCGGGCCACAGCAUAUUACAGCCAUAUCCGACUCGUUCCACGAGGUCAAGCUUGAGGUGAUCGACAAGGCGGGCCGCCGCCACAUGUGUACGGUGCAUCUGUCCACGGGGUAUCCACAGCGCCCACCCAAGUGCACUACAGCCCUGCCCGUCCCAUUCACACCAACGUGUAAUGGUAACUGCCGGCUCUAA